Molecule: messenger RNA, 1495 nt
Organism: Antechinus flavipes (yellow-footed antechinus)
Lineage: Eukaryota; Metazoa; Chordata; Mammalia; Dasyuromorphia; Dasyuridae
Gene: TAC3
Product: tachykinin precursor 3
Exons: 8
Coding region: 378-1124 (248 amino acids)
Biological process (GO): tachykinin receptor signaling pathway; positive regulation of blood pressure
Source: RefSeq, a predicted model, not a curated record
AUUUUGGGGAUGAUAAGAAAAAAGACAUCAAUACAAACUUUUUUUAAAAAUCACAUCCCUCCCCCUCCAACCUUCAUCCUUGAUGUUAUAUAAUCUCAGCCCUUUUCUUCUUACAUUCUUGGAAGUGGCUCUCCUCUAGCCUAUGAGAUUGGAGGCUCCAAGAAAUACUCGGGGCAGCAGCUGGGGCUCUCUCGGCUGCCUGAGUCCUUGACUGGCUCAGGGCCACUUCUCUCCGUUACUGUUCCACGAUUUCGCUUGGCUGGGAGGCUUCGGCCUUGCUGGAUGACAUUUCCAUCUGCUCCCCACGUAGCCUGCCCUGCCUGCUACCUCCCUCUUGGCCUUUUAGAGCCAGGGCCGCAGCUUCCGCUCCCGGCUUCAUGACUUGGCCUGGAGUGGCCAUUGCAAUCCUCCGGAGUCAGCCUCCCCAGCUGCUCCCUCAAGGACAGAGCCAUUAUCUCUGCCAGGGAAGUGUGCAGGAGCCCAGAGCCCCCCCAAUCUCCCUCUUCUUCUAUCUACCCCAGGAUUGGUGGCUCUCAGCCCCUCCUCUCAGCCCUCCACCCCCCCCCCCCAGACCCUCCCAAAGCCCUUAUCAGGGAGCAGGGACUGUGCCUCUGCCAGAUCCAAGAUCCCCUCUCCCUUUAGCAGCAGCCACUGAAGCAUCCUUGUGGAAACUGGGAAGCAGAACCCCAAGACCCACAGAUCCUAAAUCUCCGUAUCUUAACCAGGAGUCAACUCCAGGCACCAUGAGAAGCACACUGCUGCUCGUGGCUAUUCUGGUCCUCAGUGUUGGAAGGAGCUGCCAAGCUGUCUGUGAGGAAUCCCAGGAAGAAGGGGCAUUUGGUGGGAGCCACAGCAAGAAGGUCUUAGAUCUCUACCAGCUUCCUCCAUCCCUGCUCCGGAGGUUGUACAACAGCCGGUCUCUCUCUCUGGAUGGCUUGCUGAAGCUGCUGAGCAAGACUAGCGUGGAUCCUAAGGAGUCGAUGGAUUUCCAGAAACGUGACAUGCAUGAUUUCUUUGUGGGGCUUAUGGGGAAAAGGAAUAUACAGUCAGAACCAUCUAUAGAGAUGAAGCAAGAAAACUUCCCUGGUUUUGGUGACCCCAAGUAUUCCACCAAUUCAGAAUGAGAUUUCUCCAAACUGGCUGUUGAAAUGGAAACUGAGAGUUUUGCAACCAAGAAAAUGUGUUGGUUUUGUUUUUGUUUUGUUUUUUUGGUCAGUCUCCCAUAUUGUCCACCUCUAGGGUCUCUAAAUAGCAUUUUGAAGACAUUUUGCUUGCCUCCUCUCAAUCCCUGAGAAAAAUACCCACAAUUCUAUUUCCUCAUCCAUUGCUAUAUCAUUCUCCUGCUUUGAUCCUCCCCCAUACCACCAUACAAACCACUUAGAGAGUAACAUCAAUCCCAUGGGCACUGACUGCAGAUACCAAGCAAUUUUCUUCAGUGAUACAUUAAAAAUAUAAUCUCUAAACUCAUCAUCAAUAAAAGGAUUUUUACACAUGA